AUGUAUUACCGUUAUACAUGCAUUAAUAAACGGAAUGAGAGAUAUGUGCAUUUAGAAGCUUAUCAGUUAAUCGAACCAUUAGUUGGGCUAUUGAGAGAUCCCUUGACAAUAUGUGCCCGACUGAACGCUAGCUUGGUACCUCCAGAAUUAUAUCUGGAUGGAAUGGAAUCAAUACAAUCGAGACGGUUUUUACUAAUGAGUCCAUCAGCUCCAACUGUAAUCAAUCCUUUGAUCGGUGUGGCAGACCCCGAGAUGGUGUUUAGACCGUGGGAAUUUUAUGACGCAGAUUACAUAUCCAACUUGGCGAUCUCUAAGACCAUCCUUUUCGAUCUGGGCAGUUCUUACUUUGCAAGUUGGAAGUCAAAUACUGCUGCUGGUAGUACAAAAUGGUUUUACGAAUACUUGAAACAUAGAUCUAUUAAACCUGAUCGUAUUAUUGCGUUUGAACAAGCUGCAUUGAUUACUCAAACAGCAUGGGAACAAUUGCCAGAUGAUGUAUUCCCUAUUUACACAUUAAUCAAUGUUGGUUGUUCCUCGCAAAAUAAUAAGUUUAAUCCCUGGAAAACACUCUUAGCUAUCGCAAAGCCUCAAGACUAUGUGAUUAUUAAAUUAGAUAUUGAUACGAGUAGCAUCGAAUUACCGUUAGUCGAACAAAUUAUCAGAAAUACAAACAUUUCUUCUUUAAUCGAUGAGAUGUUUUUUGAACAUCACGUCACAGUGAACGAGAUGAAAGGAUCUUGGGGAGAGCCUCCAGGUACAUUGAAAGACAGCUAUCGAAAUUUUACGUUACUAAGACGAAAAGGAAUUCGCAUGCAUUCAUGGCCUUGA
This is a messenger RNA of Didymodactylos carnosus, 828 nucleotides long. The record is from the annotation of a GenBank genome assembly. Lineage: Eukaryota; Metazoa; Rotifera; Eurotatoria; Philodinida; Philodinidae.